Diuraphis noxia (Russian wheat aphid) is the source of this 2387-nucleotide messenger RNA. RefSeq lists its product as uncharacterized. Lineage: Eukaryota; Metazoa; Arthropoda; Insecta; Hemiptera; Aphididae. The record is from RefSeq and is a predicted model, not a curated record. Gene Ontology annotation, cellular component: extracellular matrix.
GCACCUAGUGAUUGGUGUCCGUCUAACGAACCGCAUCGAAUCGUGCGCAGUGUGUUGGUUUUCGUGUUAGUUUAAAUUCGAUUUACUCGCGGGUUUAAGUGAUUUUUUUUCCCGAGCAUCCAGAGAACCACCGCUAUGGAAUUAAAGGUAUUAGCGGUUACGCUGUUGUUGGCCGUAAGCUGCAGCUGCCAAUACGAGGCAGAAAGUCAUCAACACGAUGAUGGGUGCUCUCAUCCACCAAAAUAUGGACCUAGCAAAUCUGAUUACACCCAAAGUUUAGUAUCUUACGCUCCUGCAGCACCCAAGCCAGCUUACUUCAAGCCCAGCUAUGAAGCUACCAAAUAUUCAGCACCGAGUUACUCGGCACCAAGCUAUUCAGCUCCUAGCUACUCGGCUGCCAGCUACUCGUCUGCCAGCUACUCGGCUCCCAGCUACUCGGCUCCCAGCUACUCGGCUCCCAGCUACUCGGCUCCGAGCUACUCAGCUCCGAGUUAUGCAGUACCUGAUCCGAGCUACGCGUCACCAAGCACUCCUAAAUACUCUUCACCGAGCUACACCAACAAUUACAAACCAGCAAAGGCUGUGUACUCUGCACCAGCGUACAAACCAGCUGUUUACUCCACACCCAAAUACGAAGCACCAAAAUACGUGUCAAGUACCACCGAAUACACGCCCCAUGAAUACAAAGGUGAUUACAAACCAGCUGCACCAUACUCAGUAACCACCCCGAAAUGCGAAGACGCUGCYCAACAUGAAUACACUACCGCCGCACCAUCUUACUCAUACUCCUCAGCACCACAGUUAUACGUAAGCAAACCUGCCUACUCUCCAGCACCAGCUGCAUACUCUGCGUCCAGCUACUCGACUCCAGCUCCCAGCUACGCUGUACCCAACCCAUCUUACUCCUCAGCAUCUUCCAGCUACUCCCAACCUAAAUACUCGCCGUCCAGCUACUCUUCAUCCAGCUACUCAUCGUCCAGCUACUCUACCGCCGCUCCCAGCUACGCUGUACCAAACCCAUCUUACUCCUCAGCAUCUUCCAGCUACUCUCAACCAAAAUACUCGGCACCAAGCUACUCUUCAUCCAGCUACUCAUCAUCCAGCUACUCCGCACCGGCUGUCAGCUACGCCGUACCAGAACCAAACUAUGCUUCACCAUCCGYACCAAAAUACUCUUCAUCCAGCUACUCUACACCAGCCCCUAGCUACGCCGUCCCAGAACCAGUGUAUGCCUYCCCAGCUGCACCAAAAUACUCCCCAGUCAGCUACUCCACACCAGCCCCGAGCUACGCCGUCCCCGAACCAGUAUACGCCUCCCCAGCUGCACCAAAAUACUCCCCAGUCAGCUACUCUACACCAGCCCCGAGCUACGCCGCCCCUGAACCAGUKUACGCUUCUCCACCAAAAUACUCUGCUCCCGCACCCAAAUACCAAUCAUCGAGCUACAACUCGUACUCGAGCAGCAGCUACAAGGCCGCCAAGCCCGAAUACUCUGCACCAGCACAGAAAUCCAUAGCGUACUCUACUCCGUCGUCGUACGUCGCAGUGGCACCACCAAAAUGUGAUGAGCACGAACAGGAAUACGUCACCAAAGCUCCGUCUUACGAGUCCAAACAAUCGUACGCUCCAGCUCCAGCAUACUCGCCAGCCGCGUAUACGUCAUCGAAACAAUCUUACUCGUCCGCUCCGAUCGCCGUGUACUCUCCAGCCGCUUCUUAUGGCUCAGCCCCUGAAUACUCUGCCGCUCCCAGUUAUUCAGCCCCUUCGUACUCUGCUUCCCAGAGCUACCAAUCUGCAUCGUACUCUUCUGCCGCUCCAAGCUACCCGUCGCCGUCGUACGCCGCUGCCCCUGCCCCGGAAUAUGCCCCAGCAGCUCAGUCAUACGCACCAGCAGCCCCGUCGUACGCACCAGCGGCCCCGUCGUACGCACCAGCGGCCCCGUCGUACGCACCAGCGGCCCCGUCGUACGCACCAGCGGCCCCGUCAUACGCACCAGCAGCCCAGUCAUACGCACCAGCGGCCCCAGCAUACGGAUCAGCAGCCCAGUCAUACGCACCAGCUAAGACUUACGCGAGCUACGUCACACCACCAAAAACUGGACCGACCAAGAACGUCGUAAACACUCACUUGGAAAAUUACGAUGAGAACCCAAGAUACGCCUACGAGUACAGCGUAGACGAUUCUUACACAGGUGACAAGAAGAGCCAAAAAGAAGAACGUGAUGGGGAAGUUGUGAAAGGAGAAUACAGCCUUGUCGAGCCUGACGGUUCCAUAAGGACAGUAACCUACUACGCCGAUUGGGACAACGGAUUUUUCGCUAAUGUCUCUAAGACACCAGCAGCAGGAGCUAAAUACUAAUUUCCAAAUAAAUAUAUAAACUUAAUGUA